Molecule: messenger RNA, 3490 nt
Organism: Centruroides sculpturatus (bark scorpion)
Lineage: Eukaryota; Metazoa; Arthropoda; Arachnida; Scorpiones; Buthidae
Product: NAD(P) transhydrogenase, mitochondrial-like
Exons: 15
Coding region: 221-3292 (1023 amino acids)
Biological process (GO): NADPH regeneration; proton transmembrane transport
Cellular component (GO): mitochondrial inner membrane
Molecular function (GO): NADP binding; NAD binding
Source: RefSeq, a predicted model, not a curated record
GAUUGGCAAUUGGUCGAGGGUUUUCGUGAAAGCCGGGGUUCGCCGGCCGGAUGUCUUCUGCUGGCAAAUGCGAGAGAAAGAAGUUUAAGAGAAAAUUUUAUCAUCAUAUAAGUCGAUUAGUUCGGUAGAAAGAAAGUUGCUGUAUGUAUGAGAAUCUGUGAUGUGAAUUUUUCAUCUAUAGUUUCUUCAAUUAAUCUGUGAUUUAGUAUAUACAGUCAUUAUGUUUCAUUUACUACAAACUACAUCUGUUUCCACUGCUCAAAAGAUUGGCAAUAUAUAUGUGAAAGCUACACGGAGGUCAUCAGUACGAAAUUUUCAGACAUUUCCUAAGUUUCAGUGUAAAGCUGGAACACCAGAAAAGGUUGAACAAAUAAUUUCAGGAAUACCUUAUAUGAAAUUGAAAAUUGGAGUACCAAAAGAAAUAUGGCAAAAUGAAAGAAGAGUUGCUUUGACACCGGCAGCUGCAUCCACGCUUGUUAAGAAAGGUUUUACUGUAAAUGUAGAGGAAAAUGCUGGACAAGAAGCUAAAUUUUAUAAUGCUGAAUAUGAAGCCGCAGGUGCAAAAAUUACAGAUUUAAAAUCAACGUUUGAAUCUGAUAUAAUUUUGAAAGUUCGAGCACCCAUUGAUGCAGAACUUGGACAAUUUAGAGAAAGAAGUAAUUUAAUAAGCUUUCUAUAUCCUGCUCAAAAUAGGCCAUUAGUUGAUAAACUUGCUAAACUGAAUAUGAAUGUUUUUGCUAUGGAUGCAAUUCCAAGGAUUAGUCGUGCUCAAGUAUUUGAUGCCUUAAGUUCUAUGGCAAAUAUUGCUGGUUAUAAAGCAGUUGUAGAAGCAGCUAAUAAUUUUGGAAGAUUUUUUACAGGUCAGAUUACAGCAGCAGGAAAAGUACCACCAGCAAAAAUAUUAGUCAUCGGAGGUGGUGUUGCUGGUUUGGCAGCAAUUGGCACAGCUAAAAAUAUGGGAGCAAUUGUACGAGCUUUUGAUACAAGAGAAGCCGUUAAGGAGCAAGUAGAAUCAAUGGGAGCAGAAUUUUUAGAAAUUAACCUAAAGGAAUCUGGAGAAGGUGUAGGUGGUUAUGCUAAAGAAAUGUCAAAAGAAUUUAUAGAAGCAGAAAUGGCAUUAUUUGCAAAGCAGUGUAAAGAAGUUGAUAUUGUAAUAACGACAGCAUUGAUUCCAGGAAAACCAGCACCACGACUUAUAACCAGAGAAAUGGUUGAGUCUAUGCGGCCAGGUUCGAUAAUAGUUGAUUUGGCAGCAGAAGCCGGUGGUAAUGUUGAAACAACAAAACCAGGUCAACUUAGUGUUCAUAAAGGAGUUAUUCAUAUUGGUUAUACAGAUUUACCAAGCAGGCUCCCAACACAAUCAUCUACACUUUAUGCAAAUAAUAUAUCUAAAUUUCUAUUGUCAUUAGGCACUAAAGACCAUUAUCAUAUUGAUUUAAAUGAUGAAGUUACACGAGGAUCAAUUGUAUUACAUGAAGGUAAAUUGAUGUGGCCUCCUCCGCCUCCAAAAGAAGUGCCUGCAGCUCCCGUUGCAAAACCUGUUGCUGCUAAACCUGUUACACCCGAACCAAAUUAUUUUAAUGAGACAUUGAAAGAUUCCUUAUUGUAUACAACAGGAUUAGGUUCUUUAGUUGGACUUGGAAUGGUAUCACCAAAUCAGUCUAUAACUACAAUGACAACUAUAUUUGGGUUGUCUGGAAUAGUUGGUUAUCAUACUGUAUGGGGUGUAACUCCAGCACUUCAUUCUCCACUAAUGUCAGUUACUAAUGCAAUAUCUGGUAUAACUGCAGUUGGAGGCUUAUUAUUAAUGGGUGGUGGAUUGUAUCCUACUACAGUUUCACAAGGAUUAGGUGCAGCUGCUGCAUUUAUUUCUACUAUUAAUAUUUGUGGUGGUUUUCUUGUUACAAAAAGAAUGUUAGAUAUGUUUAGGAGACCUACUGAUCCACCAGAAUAUAAUUAUUUAUAUGGAAUACCAGCUGUUGCAUUUACGGGAGGUUAUGCCUUAGUAGCAUCAGCUGGCUAUCCAGAAAUCCAUCAGAUGGCAUAUCUUGGAGCAUCUCUUUGUUGUGUAGGUGCUUUGGCUGGACUUGCUUCACAAAAAACAUCACGUCUGGGUAAUGCAUUAGGAAUGGUGGGUGUUUCUGGGGGUUUAGCAGCUACGUUAGGUAUAAUGGAUAUAUCUCCAGCACUUGCUGCUCAAAUUUCUGCAUGUAUGCUAGGAGGUGGCAGCAUUGGAUUAUACAUUGCCAAGAAAAUUGAAAUUACCGAUUUACCUCAAUUAGUUGCUGCUUUUCAUAGUUUGGUAGGAUUGGCUGCUGUAUUGACAUGCUUUGCAACUUAUAUUGUUGAUUUUCCCACAUUUGCCACAGAUCCAGCAGCAAAUGCUAUUAAAACUGCUCUAUUUCUUGGAACUUUCAUUGGAGGAAUCACAUUUAGUGGUUCUUUAGUAGCAUAUGGAAAACUCCAAGGACUUUUAGACUCUUCUCCUCUUCUUCUACCUGGAAGACACAUGCUUAACAGUGCCUUAUUAGCUGGAAAUGUUGGUGCAAUGGCCUACUAUAUGAUGUCUGGAAGUAAUGCUGUUGGUUUAAGCUGUCUUGGUACAACUACUGUUCUUUCUACUAUAAUGGGAGUUACUCUGACAGCAGCAAUUGGAGUUUUACAGGCAAUGAACAGAUCUCUUCCUAAUGUUAUAUUUGGUGGAUAUGGGACAUCAAGUACAGGAGGUGGAAAACCAAUGGCAAUUACUGGAACUCAUACUGAGACAAAUGUUGAACAAGUUGUACAGAUGAUUGAAGAUGCCAAAAAUAUUAUAAUUACUCCAGGAUAUGGUCUUUGUGUGGCAAAAGCUCAAUAUCCUCUCUCUGAAAUGGUUAAGAUUUUAAAGAAAAAAGGAAAGAAUGUAAGAUUUGGAAUUCAUCCAGUUGCAGGUCGGAUGCCAGGACAGUUAAAUGUGCUUUUGGCAGAAGCUGGUGUUCCUUACGAUAUUGUUUUAGAAAUGGAUGAAAUCAAUCAUGAUUUUGAUGAAACAGAUUUAGUUUUAGUAAUUGGUGCUAAUGACACGGUGAAUUCUUCUGCAGAGGAAGAUCCAAAUUCAAUUAUUGCUGGAAUGCCUGUAUUGAGAGUUUGGCUUGCUAAACAGGUUGUUGUGAUGAAGAGAAGUUUAGGGGUUGGCUAUGCUGCUGUAGAUAAUCCUAUUUUUUAUAAAGAAAAUACUGCAAUGUUAUUAGGAGAUGCUAAGAAAACCUGUGAUGCUCUUUUGAACAAAGUUACAGAAACAUAUGCCUCUUAGGAUGGAAGAAGUAAUCAUUUAUAUCAUGACGUCUGAUUAAAUUACUAUCACGAAAAAAUCAUGGUUUUAUCACAAUGUUAGGUGAAGUCCUUUUUCGUUUAUUUAUCAUGUAAAAGAACAGCAUUAUGCAACUGUAACAAAUCUCAAAAAUAAAUGAAUGAAGAUGGAAAUAAAAUUUUCAAAAUUUUGUAAAUAUGU